Molecule: messenger RNA, 978 nt
Organism: Coffea eugenioides
Lineage: Eukaryota; Viridiplantae; Streptophyta; Magnoliopsida; Gentianales; Rubiaceae
Exons: 4
Coding region: 1-978 (325 amino acids)
Biological process (GO): DNA integration
Molecular function (GO): nucleic acid binding
Source: RefSeq, a predicted model, not a curated record
AUGGAGGUCGUAAAGAAAGAGAUUUUAAAACUGCUGGACAUUGGAAUUAUAUUUGCAAUAUCAGAUAGCCCGUGGGUAAGUCCAGUACAGGUGGUCCCGAAGAAGGCAGGGGUGACAGUGGAAUCAAACCAAGAGGGUAUUGAGGUUGAUAAGGCAAAAAUAGAUGUUAUAUCUACUUUACCUUACCCCGCGAGUGUGCGGAAAGUUCGUUCUUUCUUGGGUCACGCAGGUUUCUAUAGAAGGUUCAUCAAGGAUUUCUCGAAAAUUGGAGCACCCUUGUUCCAACUUUUGCAAAAAGAUGUAUCCUUCGAAUUUGAUGAAGCAUGUAAGGGGGCAUUCAAUAAGUUAAAGGAGUUAUUGAUCACCUCACCUAUUAUCCAACCCCCUGACUGGAACCUCCCAUUCGAGAUCAUGUGCGACGCCAGUGACUAUGCAGUUGGUGCGAUCGCUGCAAUUUUUAGGAGAUAUGGUGUCUUGCACAAAGUCUCUACAUCAUACCAUCCUCAGACAAAUGGUCAGGCGGAAACAUCGAACCGAGAGAUCAAAUCAAUUCUAGAAAAGAUGGUCCGACCCGAUAGGAAGGAUUGGAGUGUGAGACUAGAUGAUGCACUAUGGGCAUAUAGGACAGCAUACAAGACACCCAUUGGCAUGUCCCCUUACCGAUUGGUAUUUGGAAAGCCAUGUCAUCUCCCGGUCGAGUUUGAGCAUAGAGCAUUUUGGGCGGUCAAACAAUGCAACAUGGAUAUCGAGGAAGGCGGAAUUCAAAGAAAGUUACAAUUACUAGAGUUGGAAGAAAUUCGAAAUGAAGCAUACGAGAAUGCAGUGAUCUAUAAGGAGAAGAAUCAGAUCUUUCAUGACCAACAGAUCUCUAGGAAGACAUUCGUCUGUGGGCAAAAAGUUUUACUAUACCACUCCAAAUUGAAACUAUUUCCAGGACAGGUGAUCAUGGCGUGCCCAUGCGAAGAGGGCACGCAUUAA